Messenger RNA from Phaedon cochleariae (mustard beetle), 979 nucleotides. Lineage: Eukaryota; Metazoa; Arthropoda; Insecta; Coleoptera; Chrysomelidae. The record is from the annotation of a GenBank genome assembly.
UACGAACUCGAGCAUCAUGAAGACUGUGGCGAUACUAUUUCUACUAAGUACCUGUGGUAUCUUUGCCAAGCAAGCCCAGGAAAAAGAAGACAAACAAACCAAACGCUGGGCCACAGGUGAAUCUCUGGGAUACGGAUCUGAACUAUCUUCUGAUCAAGGCUGGAAUUCGCAGAAUUCGGCUCUCUCCCUUGGAUCAAAUUCAGAACAAUCGCACUUUUCGAACUUGGGACACUCCUAUGGAUCAAACUCAAACCAAGGAUUAUCUCUUGAAUCGAAUUCAGGAUUCUCCCUUGGAUCGAAUUUGGGUCAGAACCCCCAUUCAUUAGGGCAAUCCCUUCAGUAUAACUUGGGAAAUUUUGCUGAUCUUGGACAAACUGUAACCCACAAUACUGAAAGAGUGGCUAUCCAAGUCCCACAGCCCUAUCCAGUUCACGUUGAGCGUAGAGUACCAGUACCGGUAGCACAUCCAGUACCAGUGCCAGUGGACCGUCCUUACGAAGUACCAGUGCCAAGACCUUACCAGGUCACAGUAGAGAGGCAUGUACCAGUCACAGUCGACAGACACAUUCCAGUACCUGUGAGAGUCCCAGUACAUGUACAGGUUCCAGUACCGGUUAGAGUAGCAGUACCACGACCAUACACUGUGACCGUGCCCGAACCAGUACCAGUUCGAGUACCUACACCAAUUUUUGUUAGAGAAAACGUACCAGUAUCAGUUGCCUCUGGUUGGAAUUCCAAUAAUCAAUGGGAUGAUGCCAGUUCGGAUUUGGUUCAGAUCAGAUUAUCUGAACCAAAUGGUUGGUCUUCUGGAUCUAAUGGGUGGUCUUCUGGAUCAUCUAGUUGGUCUGGAUCUUCUGGCUCUCAAGGAUGGUCUGGUGCUUCAGGAUCACCUGGAUCAUCCACAUGGUCCAAAUCUUCUGGAUAGACUAGAUCUUCUGGUUGGUCUGAUUCUUCGAGAUGGUGAAAUAUGUUUUGUACC